CUCACCGGUGUCAGGUUUGUUUCAGUGACGGUUAGACCGACGUCGGUCUCGCGAAUUUGCGAGAUUAUAAUUUUCACGAGAAUAGUAUAAUUCGCUGAACGCGGUAGUGGAUUUUUUGUGUUUUUCCACCCAUGCCGGUUUAUCAAAUUUUUUUUUUCAUACCAUAUUUUUGCGCUAUUUCUGGAUUUAGCAAAUAAUAAUAUUACAUAUAGCGCGUCGGAUGUAACUUACAAUCGAGUUAACGAAUUUCCAAUCACAUAAACCUCUGAAAGUGAGUGCAUGAAUAGUAAUAAUAAUCAUAUCCAUGUUGUUCGUCGGUACGCGUAGUUCGUCUUUGCAUCUACCGGUCGGAUGUCUGUCAGGGUUGUGAUAACGCCAACAAAACAACAAUCGAAGGUGUUUCGGUUUUUCAAAAUAACCACACACAUCUUCGUCUGUAAACGACUACGACUACACUCACGCGACAACGGUUCGAGUCUAGCCGAGCAGCCACAGACACAGCAACAACUGCCGCCGGCGCGAUAGCCAACAGAAUAAAAUUAUUAAAAUAUUAUAAUUUACUGGAAACAACUAGCACAGCGACAACAGGCAACAACUGGCGGUGGCUGACGAUAAAAACAUCACCGAGAUCACAAACCAGGAAAUGGCGCUGAUCGUCCCGGAAGAAUCACAGCGGCCGUACCGGUUUGGCAUGACACUAGUGUGCAUUGGCGCCCUGUUCAACUGGCUUGGGCUGGCUGACCACCACACGAAACCCGUGCCAGCCGUUCGGUACAUCGGCGUCGGUCUGGUGGCUUCGGGCGCAGUGCUCAUAUGCAUGGCCAUGUGCUUCUGGAUGAACAGUGUGCGCGACGAUGAAGACGACGAGUCGAUCGACCACAUCCACGUGAUAUCACUAGACCCACCGGUGCGGCUGAACGAGAAGCCGCCGGAUUACGCGUCAGUGGUGGACGUGCCGCCGCCCAGUUACGACGACGCGAUCAAGUUGGACCCGCAACGACUGAUGGACAGUGGCCACCGGUCGGCGAGGGACACUUGCGCCAUAACGGUGGUGCCGCCCGACGAAUGCGACAAGACGUCGUCCGCCAACGAGGUCGCGGCGCCGGUUCUUCCGGACACCGCGGUAUCGCAGCCGACGACCAAGCUGGCGCAGGCCAUCCGGAAGAGCAUACGCGACAUACGGAAGCAACUGACGAACACGGUGAGCGACGGGGCGGCGGAAGUGGAGCAACAGCAACAGAGUGGUUCCGCGGUGCACGGCAGCGACGUCGCGUCGGCCGCUUCCCGCAAGUCCGACGCCCAAACCGUGGCCACCAACGCGGCAACGGCCAACGACUAGAGGUGCAAUACUGCAGUUGUUAUCGAUGUAUUGAUAUUAUUUAUUUUAUUGCAAUACAUCGCUAAUGAUGUCAUAUUGUUACGGUCCACGCGCGAACGCGUUUUCAUUCACAAGACUGAAAUCACAAAACUUAAUAUAUUAUUAUAACGAUUAUUAGGUACGAUUUAAUAUUAUACAUUUAAACCUACUAAAAGAUUAUUAUUAGAUAUAAGGUUUACAUUUUGUCAGUUGGAUUGCAUGCGCUUCGUGUUUUUCGAUACGUACUGCCRGUGCUGCUGUUACCCGAAAGCGCUGCGAUUUACCCAACAUUUAUUGUGAAAAUAUUAUUAUUGUCAUUGUUAUUAAAGUAAACAUAUCAACCAUUGUCACCUAGUAAGUUUUAAAUUUUUAAUAUUGGUAAGUCGAGAAACCYUAUGAAAUCGUCGACUCCUGUAUAAUUAUAAAAAAAUAAUAUUGUUCUCAUCGACAAGUUCAAAAUAUAUUUAAUUGUUAAUACUU
Diuraphis noxia (Russian wheat aphid) is the source of this 1837-nucleotide messenger RNA. RefSeq lists its product as uncharacterized. Lineage: Eukaryota; Metazoa; Arthropoda; Insecta; Hemiptera; Aphididae. The record is from RefSeq and is a predicted model, not a curated record.